UCCUCCCAACUCUCGGCUGACCCAGACUGGUGUGGAAGGCUCUUCCCUCUCCCAGGAAAAUGGGGACUGAUGGUGAAAACCCGGUCCUGAGGAAUGUGGUCAUCAGCUUCAACUUGCUUCUGCUGGGCGCUGUCCUCAAGCCUUUUGAGUGCCGGCUGGAGAUGACAACAGAGCCAGCUGAGAGGACAGCGGUGGAUGAGGCAGGUGGCCUCACCAACUGCAGCCCACCUAUCAAAGAGCAGCCCAUGGUCUUCCACCACAUCUACAACAUCAACAUCCCACUGGACAGCUGCUGCUCAUCCAUGUUCAAGUCUUCGGCCGAGGAGGUGAGUUCAGAAGACGACCGGCUGGCAGAGUACACGGAGCAGACCUCCGACAGCGAGAGCCAGGUCACCUUCACCCACAGGAUAAACAUGCCCAAGCAGGCCUGCAAGUGCUCCACCUCCCUCCCAUCCCUGCAGGAGCUGCUGAGCAGGAUUGAGAUGCUGGAGAGGGAGGUCUCCAUCCUCCGGGACCAAUGCACCUCCAAUUGCUGCCAAGAAAAUGCAGCCACAGGGCAGCUGGAUUACAUCCCGCAGUGCAGCGGCCACGGGAAUUUCAGCCUGGAGUCGUGCAGCUGCGUGUGCAUGGAGGGCUGGGCAGGCAGCAACUGCUCCGAGCCCCGCUGCCCCGGGGGCUGCUCCAGCCGCGGCGUGUGCCUGGAGGGCCAGUGCAUCUGCGACAACGACUACGGGGGCGAGGACUGCUCGCAGCUCCGCUGCCCCGCCGGCUGCGGCUCCCGCGGGCUCUGCGUGGACGGCGAGUGCGUGUGCGAGGAGGGUUUCACCGGGGAGGAUUGCUCCCAGCUGCGCUGCCCCCGCGACUGCUCGGGACGGGGCCGCUGCGUGAACGGCACCUGCGAGUGCCAGGAGGGCUUCGCCGGCGAGGACUGCGCAAGGCUGCACUGCCCCAACGCCUGCAGCGGCCGGGGGGUCUGCCGGGAUGGGCUCUGCGUCUGCGAGGAAGGCUUUGAUGGGCAGGACUGCUCAGCAGUGUCUCCUCCUGAAAACCUGCGGGUGACAGGGAUCAGCGACAGCUCCAUCGAGCUGGCUUGGGACAGCCCCGGGGCAGCCACCGAGUACGUGGUCUCGUACCAGCCCGCGGUGCCAGGGGGCACCCAGCUCCAGCAGAGGGUGCCUGGGGACUGGAGCAGCAUCACCAUCGCGGAUCUGGAGCCAGGUGUUGCCUACAAUGUCAGCAUCUAUGCAGUCAUCAGUGACGUCUUCAGCAUCCCCGUAACCUCCAAGGUGAUGACUAACCUCGCCACACCGCAGGGGCUGAAGUUCAAGACCAUCACAGAGACGACAGCAGAGGUGCAGUGGGAGCCCUUCUCCUUCCCCUUCGACGGCUGGGAGAUCAGUUUCAUUCCCAAGAAUAAUGAGGGUGGUGUGAUUGCCCAGCUCCCCAGCACCGUCACCACCUUCAACCAGACGGGGCUGAAGCCAGGGGAAGAGUACACUGUCACCGUUGUGGCCCUGAAGGAACAAGCCAGAAGCCCUCCCACCUCCGACAGCGUCUCAACCCUCAUCGAUGGCCCGACGCAGAUCCUGGUGCGGGAUGUCUCCGACACGGUGGCCUUCGUGGAGUGGACCCCGCCGCGUGCCAAGGUGGAUGCCAUCCUGCUGAAGUACGGGCUGGCGGACGGGGAGGGCGGGAGGACCACCUUCCGCCUGCAGCCCCCCCUCAGCCAGUACUCCCUGCAGGCCCUGCGCCCCGGCGCCCGCUACCACCUCGCCGUCAGCGCCCUCCGGGGUGCCAACGAGAGCCAGCCAGCCUUCGCACAGUUCACCACAGAGAUUGAUGCCCCCAAGAACCUGCGGGUGGGCUCGCGGACCCCUGCCAGCCUCGAGCUCGCUUGGGACAACAGCGAGGCCGAGGCACACAGCUACAGGGUGGUCUACAGCACCCUGGCCGGGGAGCACUACCACGAGGUCCUGGUGCCGCGCGACACCGGUCCCACCACCCGGGCCACCCUCGCAGAUCUGGUGCCAGGAACGGAGUAUGGCAUUGGGAUUUCAGCCGUGAUGGACAGCCAGCAGAGUGUGCCAGCGACCAUGAAUGCCAGGACUGAGCUUGACAGCCCCCGGGACCUCCUGGUGACAGCCUCUACUGAGACGUCCAUCUCACUGGCUUGGACCAAAGCCACGGGUCCCAUCGACCACUACCGCAUCACCUUCACCCCUGCCUCAGGAAUGGCCUCUGAAGUGACAGUGUCCCGGGAUGAGUCACAGCUCACCCUCUCAGAGCUGGAGCCUGGGACAGAGUACACCAUCUCCAUCAUCGCUGAGAGGGGACGGCAGCAGAGCUUGGAGGCCACUGUGGAUGCCUUCACAGGUGUUCGGCCCAUCUCACAGCUACACUUCUCCCAGCUGACAUCCUCCAGUGUGAAUGUCACAUGGAGUGACCCAUCCCCACCAGCAGACAGCCUCAUCCUCACCUACAGCCCCCGGGAUGAGGAGGAGGCACAGCAGGUCACACUCGAUGGCACCCGGAGGCACACCAGCCUGACGGGCUUGCAGCCAUCCACCGAGUACCUGGUGUCACUGGUGGCCGUGCACGGCACCAUCAGCUCUGAGCCUGUCGUGGGCUCCAUCACAACAGGGAUUGAUGCACCAAAGGACCUCAGGGUGGGCAACGUCACCCAGGAGUCCAUGAUGGUCUACUGGAGUGCUCCCAUUGCUGCCUUUGACCACUAUAGGAUAUCCUACCGUGCUGCCGAAGGGAGGACAGACAGUAUGGCCAUCUCCAGGGACGCCACCGAGUACACCCUCCAAGACCUGCAGCCGGCCACCAAGUAUGAGAUCGGAGUGAAGAGCGUGCGGGGCCGGGAGGAGAGCGAGGUGGCCUCCAUCACUGUAUACACAGCCAUGGAUGUCCCCCUGGGGGUCACAGCCACCAACAUCACUCCCACCGAGGCGCUGCUGCAGUGGAACCCGCCGCUGUCAGAGGUGGAAAGCUAUGUCCUCAUCCUUACGCGUCGUGCAGUUUCAGGAGAAACAAUUCUUGUGGAUGGAGACAAGCAGGAGUACCAGCUGACCAACCUGCUGCCCACUACCACCUACACAGUCUCUAUGUAUGCUACCAGCGGGCCUCUGACCAGCCAGACCAUCAGCACCAACUUCACUACUCUUUUGGAUCCUCCAACAAAUCUGACAGCCAGUGAAGUCACACGACGGAGCGCCCUGCUGUCCUGGGUUCCUCCCGUGGGAGAGAUCGAGAAUUAUGUCAUGACCUACAGAUCCACCGAUGGCAGCCGGAAGGAGCUGAUUGUGGAUGCUGAGGACACGUGGAUCCGUCUGGAGGGGCUUUCUGAGACCACAGAGUACACGGUGCACCUGCAAGCUGCCCAAAACGCCAUGCGGAGCGGCCUCAUCUCCACCACCUUCACCACAGGAGGACGUGUCUUUGCUAACCCUCAGGACUGUGCCCAGCACCUGAUGAAUGGAGACACGCUGAGCGGGGUCUACACCAUCUCCAUCAACGGGGACCUCAGCCAGCGGGUGCCGGUGUACUGCGACAUGACCACCGACGGAGGUGGCUGGAUUGUCUUCCAGCGGCGGCAGAACGGGCUGACUGAUUUCUUCCGGAAAUGGGCAGAUUACCGGGUUGGCUUUGGAAACUUGGAGGAUGAGUUUUGGCUGGGCUUGGACAACAUCCACAAGAUCACGUCCCAAGGGCGCUAUGAGCUGCGAAUAGACAUGAGGGAUGGUCAGGAAACAGCAUAUGCCUACUACGACAAGUUCUCCAUUGGUGACUCCCGGAGCCUCUACAAACUGCGCAUUGGGGACUACAAUGGCACUUCAGGAGACUCCCUCUCCUAUCACCAGGGACGCCCCUUCUCCACCAAGGACAGGGACAAUGAUGUUGCUGUGACCAACUGUGCCAUGUCCUACAAAGGAGCCUGGUGGUAUAAGAACUGCCACCGCACCAACCUCAACGGCAAGUACGGAGAGUCCCGGCACAGUCAGGGUAUUAACUGGUACCACUGGAAAGGCCAUGAGUUCUCCAUCCCCUUUGUGGAAAUGAAGAUGCGACCUUACAACCACCGUAACAUCUCUGGGAGGAAGCGACGGUCCCUACAGCUCUGAGCCAGCUGAACCCCUCCUGCCUCCCACCACCUGACCUUUUCUGUCAUUUGUUUGUAUUUUAUAAUAUGCAAAGGGAAAAAAAAAAUUACUACUCGUCUGAGAUAGCAACCUGCCCCCCACAAGUGCUGGAGGGAACCAUGGCACAAGGAAAGGCCAUGGAAAAAGAAAGACCUCAUUGCUUUGCAUCUGUCCCAGAGAAAUACCAAAUUUCCAGUCUCCCUGUCCCAGUACUCUGGCCCUUAACAUGAGAAGAAAAGGAAAGAGACAGAUUUUUUGAUAUUUUUUUAAAAGACAUAGAAAUCCCCAGCAAACCCUGUUAGAAAUUUUUGUCACGGGGCUUGUGGCAGAAACCUUCCCCACAGGUACCUCGGUGUGGCCAUUUCCAGCCCAGUCAUGGCCAGGGACACCCAUCCUCUCCCUGUCCCCUCCUGGCAGGGAGGUCCCAAGCUUCAUGCCAUCCUGUAGACACCAACUCUUCCAGCAGGCAGAGGCCUGUCUCUUCCCUGUGUGCAGGCUCUGGACACAUGGGGACUGAGUGAGGAUGAGCAAAGGCUCAUCCCAUCCCCAGAUUUCACAGGAGGGCUUGGCAAAUAUCUGCAUAUGUAGGCAAACUCCAGAGAGUCCACAGCUCAUGCGUUGGUCUCACUACAAAAUCAUCCUCGUGUGCAUGGGGUGUAUGGGAAUAAGAACUACUCCACCAGCCCUAACCUUCAUUGCCCACUCCUUCAAGCUGAACUCAGCCCACUCCAGGUCCAUGACAUCUGCCUGGGCUAUGCUGAACUUGAUGGAGAAGAAAAAACUUAAAUUAGAAGAUUUAGGAGAAAAAUCUCUACUCAUGGUCCUGAAAUCCAGGACCCAUUUCACCUGUUACUUCUACGUUCUGUCAUGCUGUCUGCAUCCUCUCUCUCUCACUAAAGUAAUUGGUCCCAAACAAAAGUCUCAGAGAAGGAGCAGCAAUAAAAAGAUACCACACAAGUGCAGUCCAACCUGAAGCCAACAGCUGUCACAGCUCAGGUGUUCCUGUUUAUGGCCCUCCACGCACACAGAGAAUUAUGACCAUGCAGCUAAGGGAAGUGCAAGCUGUGGAAUGCCCAUUUCCUUCCUUCUCCUACACCACCCCUCUUCAAUGCCAUCACAAGAGAGACACAAAUCUCAGUGCCUUGGUAUUGCCAUCUCUGUUAACAGGAAAUCAACUGUUUUCCCUCCUGGAAAGGAUUCUAUUCAGAUUUUGGAGCACUUCAAGGCCCUUGGAAGAAUUAAUGAGUUCGCUCUUCCCAUCUUUAACUUCUCCUGUCUCAAGGAAGAUGGCCUCUUUGGAUAGCUCUGUCUGUGCCCUGUUGUCACUGACCCCACCUCCACACAGCCCAAAUGAUCACCAUGCUAAAGUCACUCCUCUGCCAAGGACUCUGAUCAAUGCUGGGCAUUGUCACUGGCCUGGUCUCGAAGAAGGGACUUGUCCCUGCAUCCAAGGACAAUGCAUCUCAUCACUGGAUUUGCAGCCAAAGGAACAUUACAAAUGCUAAACACUGCUGUCUGGUUUUAUCACACUGAAGCUGCUUUGUCUCAAAAACAUCUUUCAGAUGGCAACAUAAAGGCAUCUUUGCAGUAGCUUAUAAUUCAGGCCAGUGUAUCUUUCAUGGUCACACUCCCUAAUGCUCUGAUAUUACUCACUAUGGCUACAGAGCUGAAGAAGAGCAUUAAGUAGGAAUCAUAACCUCCUUUUCCAUGCCACAUACUAGCACAGGAAAUCACAGCUAACACCAAGGUCAAGAUUAGAUACAGGGCCCAGUCCUUCAUGUGGUCAGCUUACAUGCUGAUCUGGAGAAAGGAUGCUCAGCUCAUAUGUAAAUGAGGUGUCCCUUCUUACUUCCCCUUGGCAUCAAAUCAGGCAACAAGUCAACCAGCUGAGGAACAGGUGAGUCAGAGGCUGCAGAUGAUGGGAUCUCCUGCAGGACAUGGCCAAUGUCACAGAUGGUGGUAUGUCAUGCCUCCUGAGCAUUCAACGCUGCUUUAAGACAUGAAAGCCAACGAAAAACAGCAGAUGGAACUGAUUAAAUCCUAAGGAGGCUUUUAGUAGACCAGCAGAGUAAACUUUUCCCCAACCAUCAAGAAUUUAUAGGAAGAAAUAUCCCAGCAAAACCUGUAACAGAGCAGUGGUUAUAACCAGCAGAGAUUGGCAGUGGAUGGUGCUGUUUUCUUACCUACCCAGGUGAAAGGAAGAGAUGUCAGUGGAAACAUACACUUAUCAUUCACAGUCAAGUGAAAGGCAAGAAACCUCUCUUUUAAAAAGACUCAAACAGAAGAUCAAAGUUUGUCAACCUUUUCAGGGUUCAAUAUAAGAUCCUCAAAAAGGCUGAUUAUUCUCUAAACAGGAUUACUGACAUAUAGUUCUCCCUCCCUCCUCAUGUCUGUUAUCCCUUGUACAAGUUCUGUAACCAGGAUGAGUCAGCCCAGUUGACCCAACUUCAUAGUCAUGAAAGACACUCUUGGAGACAAUAUCCAAUCUUUCAGUGCUAUUAUACACCAGUGCUGGUCCCUGACCUCUCGUGAUACCAGGAUGUUACCUUUCCAUGGCAUUGGUGAAAGACAGUUGCUACAAUCUUCUAAUGGGAAGAUUUCUACACAUCAUGGUUUUCUCCUGGUGAUAACCCAACCCAACCACACAACCAGCCCAGGCACACAACCAGCAAUGACAGCCUGAUUAUUUGGGCCAUCGUCCCUUGUACACAUUGUCCAUAAACAAGAUAUAAUAUCCCAGAAAGUUAUUUUUCUAUAUUGCCUUAAUUUUAUUUUUUACAAAGCUCCUGCCAGCAGUUUCAAGCAAAUUUGUGCUUAAUGUUGAUGCUACAGAACAGCCCCAUGAUUAAGUAAUUUCUUCUCACCCUCCAUCACUGGAUGGGCUAGUUCAUUCUCCAGCUAGACCAGGUUUGGCCCUGAAAUUCCCAGAAAUCAAGCCUGGAUCUGGUGCAUCUUGAGAGACCUUGCCUUCAGCAUGUGAACUACCACUGGGCUCUGGUGGCUCCACUGCCAUCCUGGGUUUGUGUGGCUCAGGCUUGUUCCAGAACCCAGAAAGGAGGCUGUUUCCCAAACCACAUUAUCCACUGCAAGAUGCCAUCUUGUGUAACACGAAGCAAGAAGCAGCACAUCAAAUCCUUCACACAGCAGACCACCGUGUGUGCCCAUGACCCCUGGAGCCCUUCAAAGCCACCUCUUAUUUCUAACCCCAAAAUCCUGGAGUGGAACACAAAGGGACUUUCAUCUCUUGCCCAAUUUUCAUUUCCCUCUGUUUCCAUUCUCCAAGCCCACCUUCCCAUUGCACACUGCACUGAAACAUAACCAAAGAAGAAAAGAGUCCUGGAAGG
Molecule: messenger RNA, 7489 nt
Organism: Parus major (Great Tit)
Lineage: Eukaryota; Metazoa; Chordata; Aves; Passeriformes; Paridae
Gene: TNR
Product: tenascin R
Exons: 21
Coding region: 60-4127 (1355 amino acids)
Molecular function (GO): protein binding
Source: RefSeq, a predicted model, not a curated record